Molecule: messenger RNA, 6366 nt
Organism: Lachancea thermotolerans CBS 6340
Lineage: Eukaryota; Fungi; Ascomycota; Saccharomycetes; Saccharomycetales; Saccharomycetaceae
Gene: BPH1
Product: Bph1p
Exons: 1
Coding region: 1-6366 (2121 amino acids)
Biological process (GO): intracellular protein localization
Cellular component (GO): membrane; cytosol
Molecular function (GO): protein kinase binding
Source: RefSeq, a predicted model, not a curated record
AUGAGCUCAAGAGCUGAUGUUCUGGCUAGCCUUCUGUCUGAGGUCCUUUUCCUCAACACCGUCGACGACUCCCUUGAUGGGGACGUUGACGAAGCUCCUCUGAGCGAGACCAUGAAGAGCAUCCUUCAGGGCAUAGGAUCUGCAGGUGCGGAAACGAAAAGCACAGCUGUGUCCGAAUACGUGUACGACCAGCUUUCAACACAGUUUGUCAAUGUGGGUGAGGCGGAAGACAAUUUCAAUAUAGAGUCAGAGGGAAAGUGGGAUGAAAUCUUCAGCAUUGACUUUCAAGAAGCAGAGUUGGAGUUUGCUGUCACAGUUUACAUUCUUCUCAACCUUUCAUAUGUAUCAUUGAUCAACAAACAAAAGAUGGGCCGCUUGUCGACCCUAAAGCCUGCUAUCACGCGUAUUCUAGAGAAGGAUCCACCCGAGCAUAUUGCCCUCCCUGUCAGCGAGCUUUAUGCCCAAAUUCUAUCCACAAAUUGUAAUGCUUUUGAUUUGGAGAAAGCUUAUAGAGAUGCAAGACGUAACCCCAAAACAUUUCUAAAGAUUCUCAACACGCUGGGUAAUGAGUUAAGCGAGCCGCAAUCUCAGAGUUACCUAUAUUUUGAGAACAUAUACCGUCAGUUUGAAAUAAAACCAGCACGUCCUCGCAUAUGCAUCCAGUUGUGGGUAUCCUUCAACAAUGUCACCUCUAAUCGCAUCCUGAGCAUUAACGACAAUCUCUUCAUCGAAAUCAAGCAAUCUGUGUUGUGUGUCUCAAACCAUGAAUUUAUUCUGGCCAUGUUUGAGGGAUUCGAAUUCGCGAGUGAUGUGCACUACGGAAUAACUUUAAAUGUUUCUACAGACGUGCUUUCUUUAUUUGUUGAUGGUGACAUGGUCGAAAAGAUCGCUUUGCCACUAGCGCUUGAAGAAAACAUAAGAGCUUUGGAGCUGGGAUCCAUGAUAAGCUCCUUCAAAGUUUACAAGUUCUGGCUCUGGUCAGAGCAGCUUUACGAGACAAGCAUCAAGCUCACAGACAGAUUCUCAAUCCGACAAAUCGACAAAACUGAGUUUCAAGCAGACGAAAAGGCUCUUUUUCCUGGGUUAGAUGAAUACGUAACCCAUGAGGUUUUGAGCCUUGUGGAGUUGCCAGGGCUAACAGCUGGUCUGUUUAAACAGCACAUAAAGCAAUUGAAUUCUGGAACUCUAAUUGCAUACAUCAACCCCCAUGAAACCAUCCAGAGCCUCAAGAGCCCAACAAAUGCAGAGUUUUCCAUCAAUUUGUGCGGGGCUGAAGGAGAAAGCAUUGUAAAAUGUUUAUACUAUAAAACGUCUAGCUUAGUGGCGUGUUUUCAAACCGUGGAGUUUGCCUCUAUUGUGCUUGAAAUGAUACACUCCUGCUCUGACCUCAAAAAUCUCUAUGGCGUUAUCGAGCAUUUCAUAAUACUGAUGAGAUGUUCUUCCCUUGAGAAGAUGUUUAUAAGAAGCUUCGGCUAUGAUUUUUUGGGUUUAUUACUCGUCAAGGAUGUCCUACCUCGUCUGCAUUCCACUCUAUCGAUUCCGUUCUUAACCCUUUUCUUUGAAUUUUGUGGUUGGAACACUGUUGAUCCCACUGCUUCCAUCAUGAAAAAUACAAGUGCUUAUGCGAAUCUUAUCUUGAACUUCGAGCUCUGGAUUUCUGUUGAUAGGGUUGCAGAUGAAGAGCCAGCAGUUGAAAUGGUAAGGUUCCUCAUUUUUCAGUUAGGCGAGAUGCUGCAAAAUUCGAAGUUUGCAACUUUCAACGCCAGACAGUGUAAAAAGCUGAAGGUGCUGGAAAGCCUCACAUGCCACCAGCACCUUGUCUACACAAAGAGCCCAGACCAAAAUUUCCUUGACUGUCUCCACAAGGAACUGGUAGGAAUUUUCAGAGCUCUUAUCAAGCCCCUCUCGCAGGUCGAAAUCUCGGGCCUUUUUCAAUUCGCAUAUUAUGAGGUGAAGAAAGAUCUUGAGCGCAGUGCAGCUGUUAUAAUGAAUUCUAUCAUGCUUGUACUCGCAGACUGGAUCGAAGCUGGAGAUAGCAGUGCGGUAGAGAUGUUUUUUAACGCAAUACCCAUAAAAAUUGUCCUGCUUAUUAUCGAAUGUGGGGGUUCCAUAAGCGUAGUUGCGCCAUCACUUAGCAUCAUCAUUACUUUCCUACAGGCAAAUGCAAACUCCUAUAAAAGGUUCGUCAGGAGCAAUGGUUUCCGUAUCCUCUUUGAUAUUCUCAAAGAUCAGAGUCUCGAAGAUUAUGAAGAGCUUGUAGCAGCAACACUUACUGGUGUUUUGACCGGAUCGCACCAAUUUAGGAGCGGCCCACUGUCAAACCUGUCCUGGAAAGAUAUUACAGUUAUCGAGGGCGCGGUUGCAUCUGAUGUGCACUGUUUGAUUUUAGAUUUGAUUGAGUGGGCUGUUUUGAACGACGUCAAAGCCCGGUCCCCUGCUUACAUCGAAGAAAUGGUUACAAGUUACUCUAUACUGCUGACUGAGCUGCAACAAAACUGUCCAGAAACGGUUCUGUUUGACCCCCAGCAAAGCCCUUUUAUGGGAAAGGUCGUGGAAGUGAUACUAACACUUGAUAAACCGCAAAACGCAGGAACGUAUGCUGCUGCUUCUCAGCAGAUGAUGUCUCUAUUGUCCGAUGUGUUAUUUUUUCGUCUGCUCCAUUCGCCGCCGUUAGAGUUUUCUAACCUGACACUGUGCUUAAUUAAAGGCAAAAAAAUUAAAGAGGCCGAUGAUUACGUGGAGCAGUUUUACUGGCAAUCCCCAUUUGUUCACACUCUGACUAGACUCGAAUCUUUCAUUCCAGCCUUCGAUGCACUGUUUCAACAGAGUAAGAAUAUAAUUCCCAACCUUACCUGCCUAUUAGAGCAGUUAACUGGCAGCCCGGCCUUCUAUCAAUUAGGCAUUGAUAAUUAUGUCAGGCUCCACAAAAUCAUACUCUCGUGUUACGAAUCGACAUUAAAGGAAACAUCGCAUAAUCAAGAUAAUAGCAUUAAAAAUGCACUUGAAUUGUGCGAGAUCAAAACUCUGUUUGCGCUUUUUAGUUAUCAUGAUAGUGAAAAGCCUUCUGCCAGCUCUGAAGAGAUUACAGCCUUUGUUGAAGCAACUUUGUUUCAUCAGUCCGUUUUAUUAGGAACGGAACACACUCGCCCUCUACUCGAUGUUGAAAAGAGCGCGUUUCUUCUUGCUAGCUUAGCGAGUUUGCUUGAUGCAUCUAAUAGCUUCCAAGCUCAAUCAAAUGUUAUGAAUUGCGUUCGGAUUAUAACACUUCACCGUUUAGAGGAUAUAACAGCCAUGGCUCACCUGAUAGACCGUGGUAAUAAGAACUUGGUUCAAAGGGUUCUUUCCUCGUCCAUUUCAACCAGCGAUGAAAAUCUUCUAGAUAAACUGACCUCUUGGGAAGUCAGAUCUUGCUUCAAAAGCUAUGCUGCUUCGCAGCUAAAGAAGUAUCACAAGAGAGAUACUCAAACUGUGAUUUCAAGCGAUGGGCUUAAAAGGUCCGAGGAUUUCUCUUCAAUUUUCAAACGCAGGGAGUUUGCUCUCGAGAAACGACUCCACGAAAUCAGCCUCAUUCGUGGCAUGUUCCAACGUGAUGGCAACAACACCCGAAACAAAAUUGUAAUAUCAGAAGACAAAAAACUACUAAACUUUGUCAAUGAUAGAGAAGACGAGUUACUAUUGUUUUACCAGCAUUUUUCACAGCUUAAGAAUUCCGUUAGAAGUUUGUCCAGAGUUAGGGGCAAUGAAAUAACCGAGGUUGAAUGGACUUUGGAUUCAAUGGAGGACAGCAACAGAAUGAGAAAAAGACUGAUUCCAAAACCUAUCCUGGUAAAGACGCCAAGCCUCACAUCGUCAGAAGCGCAAACGGACAAAAAUUCUACUCAUGUUGAGUCCGAUGUCGCACGCUAUGAAAGGAGAGACAGUAGCGCCAUUUCUUUCGAAGUAAUUAAUGAGCUCGAGGCUAUAAGCAUCGACUCUUUAGAAACUCAUGUCAAGAAUAGGAAAGUGCUCAAAAUCUUAGAGCAAGGUGAUACCAUAAUGCGCAUAUGGAAUUGCAGCAAUGUUAUUGGACUACGUGUUCAUGAGGGAGUCUUGAUAAUGGGUAAUGAGUACCUGUAUUUCAUGGGAGGCUACUUCUAUUCUUUCAAAGAUUGUAAUGUUGUUGAGCUUCAGGAUGCACCUACAGAGGCCCGAGAUCCGGCUGUUGAACUGAUCACCAAAGGGAAUAACAACGAUUUUUGCGAUUUCCCGACGCACGAGGUUCAAAGAUGGAAACUUUCUCACAUAAGCUUCGUUUCUAAGAGGCCUUUUUUACUCAGAGACUCAGCGAUUGAGCUUUCGUUCGAAAACGGGACGAACUGUUUCUUUACCUUUCAAAAUAAAAAUUGGAGAGACGAUGCUUACCGGCCACUAGAGAAAUGCGAAAGGCCUUCGACGAUGGACACUCUGCUAUCAGACGCCCUGCUUGAAGUUUCUGCAAAAAGUCAUGAUAUAAACGUCAGAAAUGGCCUUUCACAGCACACUCUCUCCAGAAAAGUUGUGAGCGUUUUUUCGAACACAAAGGCUUCUCUUUCGUUCGAGGCCCUAAAGAAGUGGCAAAACGGUCAGAUAUCGAAUUUUUACUAUCUCAUUAUAGUCAACACGUUGGCUGGAAGGACAUUCAACGAUAUUACACAGUACCCCGUCUUUCCGUGGGUAAUAGCCGAUUACAGGAGCGACGAGCUAGAUUUGACCAACCCUAGUACAUUUAGGGAUUUAUCAAAACCGAUGGGGGCCCAAUCAGAAGAUCGGCUGAACCAGUUUGUGGAAAGGUAUAAUGCCCUCAGCUCUUUUGCAGAUCAAGAUCCUCCUUUUCAUUACGGAACUCACUAUUCCUCGGCGAUGAUAGUCUCGUCUUACUUGAUGCGUUUAGCGCCCUUCGUUGACUCAUAUCUGCUACUUCAGGGUGGAAAGUUUGGUCACGCUGACAGACUGUUUAACUCUGUUGAGAGAGCAUGGUGCUCAGCUUCGCGAGAGAACACGACAGAUGUCCGGGAGCUAACUCCAGAGUUUUUCUAUUUGCCUGAUUUUUUAAGAAAUUUAAACAAUUAUGACUUGGGUACCCUACAAAGCGGCCAAAAGGUUGGCGAUGUGUCGCUACCCCCAUGGGCUAAAGGGGACCCGAAACUUUUUGUCGAAAAGAAUCGGGAAGCGUUGGAAAGUCCUUACGUCUCAGAACAUCUCCAUCAGUGGAUAGACCUUAUUUUCGGCUACAAACAAAAGGGCGAGGAGGCGGUGAGAGCUGCAAAUGUUUUCAACAGGCUAAGUUAUCCAGGAUCUGUGAACUUAAACGAGAUUGACGAUGAAAACGAACGUAUGGCGGUGACGGGCAUUAUUCAUAACUUUGGCCAGACUCCUUUGCAGAUAUUCCAAAACCCGCAUCCCAAAAAAUGCUCGCAUGAGCUCCCAAAUGUGAGUAAAAACCAAUGGAACGUAUUGACUCUGUCGCAAGCAACUUCAGUACAGCCCGGCCAUGACGUUCAUAUAACUCGCAUACAAAAAGACGAUAAAAUAACGGGCAAAAUUGUGUACAAAGGUCGACCAUUCUGGCAAAGAGCUCUUUCAGACGAGCCAUGCAGCUUUGUCGAUGCAUGCGGUCUACUUUCGUUCACAGUCAACGGAAGGGCAUAUAGGCAUGGGCAUCACUGUUCAGUAACUUAUGUUGAAUCUUUCAAAGAUGACCAAUUUUUUACCUCUGAUGAAUGUGGCUUGAUGAAGCACUGGCAAUACAAGCAAUCGAGAGGUAAAGAAGGGCUGGCUGAAAUUUCUCAGUACACUGGACACUUAUCUCCAAUUAAGAAGAUUGUUGUGUCAUCUGAAUACAAUCUUUUGUUGAGCUUGGAUGUUUCCGGGAAGCUCUUUUCUUGGGAUGUGCUUAGCUCGCAGCUACUUCGGUGUAUUGCCGCAAAUGCAAAAGAUAUUGCAGUCUCUAACAGAACAGGCUCUGUAGCUUUUGCUGACAGCGACAAUGUUAUAACAGUAUGUGACAUCAAUGGUUCUGCUUACGCAAAACUUCCUUUUGAGGUUCUUGUAACAUCAGUUGGGUUCCUGGAGGCAGAGCCUACUGACAAUCACUUAUUCUCGAAGGCAAAAGAUCUCUUAGGUGUUGGGACUUGUAGGGGAAACAUUGAGAUUGUAGAGCUGCAACAAGGGGGCCCUUGGAAAAUUAAAAAGAUCGGUGAGCUUGUCUCCAAGACAGAUUCGCCCAUCACUUGCGUUCAGAUGAGCGUAGAGAGCACUAAGGGAGAGUCACAUAGUGAGGCCGACUCUCAUGCAAAAUAUCAAGUUCUUGCUGGUAAUGAAGAGGGAGUUGUUUUUGUUUGGAACUGA